Molecule: messenger RNA, 3434 nt
Organism: Pseudonaja textilis
Lineage: Eukaryota; Metazoa; Chordata; Lepidosauria; Squamata; Elapidae
Gene: COG3
Product: component of oligomeric golgi complex 3
Biological process (GO): intra-Golgi vesicle-mediated transport; intracellular protein transport; Golgi organization
Cellular component (GO): COG complex; cis-Golgi network; membrane
Source: RefSeq, a predicted model, not a curated record
GGGGUUCUUCUUCCGCCCCGUCGGCACUGCGGGCUUCCGGGACGGAGGAUGGCGACGGAGCGGCUGAGCUGGUGGGAGCGCCCCGAGCGGCCCUUGGCGCCCCUCAGCGAGCGGCAGCGGGACUCGGUGCUGGAGCUGCGCGCGGCCUCACCGGGGCUGCCCCUUCCGCCCGAGCUGCCCAUAGAAGAUUUAAAUAGCCUUGUCCAGCCAUCAUUAACAGUGACGCUCACAGCCACAUUGCCAGAGUCUACAGAGAACAUUCUCUUGAAAGGAUUCUCUUCUUUUGGUAUGGAAAAUGAAAGAAUUGAAACGGCGCAGCAGUUCUUCUCGUGGUUUGAUCAACUUCAUACACAGAUGGACCAAGAUGAGGAGACCAAAUACCGGCUGGCCAGGGCAGCUUAUGCUGGAUUUGAAGAGCAGUGUGAUGCCAUCCUGAAUGAUGUGAAUUGCGCUCUUCAGCACCUAAAGUCCCUGCAGGAACAAUACCUCUUUGUCUCAACCAAAACAGGGACCCUGCACGAAGCCUGCGAGCAGCUGCUCAAAGAGCAGUCGGAGCUUGUGGACCUGGCAGAAAAUAUUCACCAGAAACUGUCCUAUUUCAUUGAACUGGAAAAUAUUAAUACAAAAUUGAAUUCUCCCACGCUGUCUGUCAGCAGUGAAAGCUUCAUCUCGAUGCUGAACAAGCUGGACGACUGCAUAGCCUAUGUGUCCUCCCAUCCAAAUUUUAGGGACUGCGCUGUGUAUCUGGCAAAGUGCAACCAGUGUCUUUCUAAAGCGGUGCAUCUUAUGAAAGCAUACGCGGUGAACACCCUGCAGAACCUCACAAAUCAGUUAAUGAAAAGGGAUCCUUUGCUGGCUCCAAAUUCAGACAACGCCUUUACUUUGUUUUAUCUGAAGUUCAGAGCUGCUGCACCCAAAGUCCGGACACUUUUUGAACAAAUCGAGCAACGAUCUGAGAAAAUGCCGGAAUACCGGCAACUAUUAAGUGAAAUCCACCACUGUUACCUCAAUCAGAGAGAACACCUGUUGGGGCCUAGCAUCACCAGCACGGUCACAGAAUUAACUAAUCGAAACAACAGAGAUCAUUGCGCUCUGGUACGAAGCGGCUGUGCCUUCAUGGUUCACGUGUGCCAGGAUGAACACCAGCUGUUUGACGAGUUCUUCACAAAACCAACACCCAAACUGGAUGAGCUUCUGGAAAAGCUGUGCUUGUCAUUGUAUGACGUCUUGAGGCCCCUGAUCAUCCACGUAAUUCAUUUGGAAACCUUGUCUGAACUCUGCGGGAUCCUUAAAAAUGAAAUGCUGGAAGAUCAUGUGCAAAACAACGUGAAGCAGCUGGGGGCUUUCGCUGCCGGAGUGAAGCAGAUGCUGGAGGAUGUUCAAGAGCGGCUGGUUUACAGGACCCACAUCUACAUUCAGACCGACAUUCUGGGCUACAAGCCUGCCCCCGGGGACCUGGCCUAUCCUGCCAAGUUGGAAAUGAUGGAGCAAAUUGCCCAGAGCUUAAAAGAGGAAGAGAAGAAAUCGCACGCGGAGGCUUCCUCGACAGCUGCAAAGCAGGAAGAUCCAGACAGCUGCAGCGAGGUAAAACUUGAUACGCUGGGACCUUGUAGUCCGAGAGCCCAUAACUCCGUUUCCCCUGCGGAUCUCCACGGGAUGUGGUACCCCACCGUGAGGAGGACCCUGGUCUGCCUCUCCAAGCUUUACAGGUGCAUCGAUGGAACGGUCUUCCAAGGAUUGUCGCAGGAGGCGCUGUCGGCCUGCAUACAGUCCUUGUUGGCGGCUGCAGACUCGAUUGCUAAAAGCAAGACUCAGAUCGACGGGCAGCUUUUUCUCAUAAAGCACCUUCUGAUUCUCCGUGAGCAAAUUGCUCCCUUCCACACCGAAUUCACCAUUAAGGAAAUUUCGCUGGAUCUGAAGAAAACCAGAGAUGCUGCCUUUAAAAUCCUGAAUCCCAUGACGGUUCCCCACUUCUUCAGACUAAGUAGCAACAAUGCAAUCAUACAGUUCUUGCUGGAGGGCACGCCAGAGAUCAGGGAGCACUACAUCAACUCCAAGAAGGACGUGGACCGGCACCUCAAGCUGGCUUGCGAGCAGUUCAUUCAGCAGCAGACCCAGCAGCUUGUCGAGCCCCUGCAGGAGUUUCUGUCAAAGGUUUCAGCCUUGACCGCGGUGGCUUCUCAGAGGGGUCCCAAGUACAAUCUCUCACAGCAGCCUUGGGCCCAACCAGCGAAGAUCAACGACUUGGUGUCCUCCACCUACAAGAGAAUAAAAACGAAGCUGCCGCCAACCUUACAGAGCCUGUCGCUUUAUUUGUCGAACAAGGACACCGAAUUCAUCUUGUUCAAGCCCGUGAGGAACAAUAUCCAGCAGGCGUUUCAGAAGCUGCAUGCCGUCCUAAAAGAAGAAUUUAGUAGCGAAGAUCUCCAGAUCAUAGCUUGUCCGUCAAUGGAACAGGUAAAUCUCCUUUUGUCAGUAACCAAGUAGCCAAAGCUCACACGGCUUCUUCUUCGUAGCCUCCGUGGUGGUUGGAGAGGAUCCCACUUCCCAUCCCUCGAAGGCGGGAGAGAGAAGAGUGAUUGCUGCUGUUCUGCCAGUUCAGAAGCAUCCCUAAAGAUUCGUGGAAAGCGCCUCUCUCUCUCUCUCUCUUCCUGGCGGCAGCUACUGUGGUGAAAAGCAGCCCCCUGCUUGCAUUCCUCUGCUCCAUUUCGUACCCAGAGAAGAUCUGCUUUGCCAACUCCCUUAAAAUAAUUUGGAACAACUGCAGUUUGGAGAACGGAUGCCUUUUAUUCAUAAACUGUACAUCAGGAACACUUUGAAGUGUAUAUACAUGCCUUCCCAACGAAGUAAUAUUGCCAAUAAUGAGCGUGAUUAUAUUGUUCAUACAUGCCAACAAAUCGUCAGACUUUGUAGAGUGCAAAUGCUAAUAGUGAAUUUAUGGAAGAUGCCAUAUAAUCAGAUUAUGGUAUAGGUAUAGCACUUAAUGUAAUCUACUUCGAGAUACCAGUGGUUUUUUCCCCCAAAAAACCUUUAUACUGAUGAAUGCUGACAUUGUUUUUAUUCCUGGCAAAUAGAUUGCCUUGCCUUAAAAUUAUGUCCACAAGUUUAUGCAGAAAAUACAGCGCGGUUGUAAUAAAUUCCCAUUUAAUAGGUUAUGACUGAUCCAUAAUUAAUAUGUAGAAAAUGUGAUGUGGAAAGAUUGGGAGAAUGGAGUAUGUAAUUGAAGUGUAGAGCUGCAAGAUCUCUUGCAAAAACAGAAGCAAACUCAAUUUUUUCCCAUAAUUAAAUCUGCCCUUGAAUUAGAACAGUGUGUUUGUUACUGUGAAGUUACAAAAAGACAUGCCUUGUCUCUAAACUGAUUGUUGUGCAUUUUUACCAGGCGUGGAGAAGUAUUGAAGUUUGCAUUUUACACCUAGUAUAUAUUGUAUUAUAAG